Labrus bergylta (ballan wrasse) is the source of this 1994-nucleotide messenger RNA. Lineage: Eukaryota; Metazoa; Chordata; Actinopteri; Labriformes; Labridae. The record is from RefSeq and is a predicted model, not a curated record.
UCGCGGACGUGUUAGAGGAUCGGGCUUCACGCAGAGACAGAGUUCCAGUAACUCCUGUCAGCUCCUCGUCACCAUGACAACCAGAGCCAAAUGGCUGGCAGUGAAGGGUCAUGUGACAGGACUACCUGCCACGGACCCAGACGCCAAACAGGAAGCAAAUCUGGAGAACGCUGACCCAGAGCUCUGCAUCAGACUGCUAAAGGUCCCCUCGGUGGUGAACUACUCUGGUUUGCGGCGGCGGUUGGAGGACAGUAAUUGCUCCUGGAUGGAACAUUUCCUGGAGCUGCAGGGUCUAGACCUGCUGAUGGAGGCGUUGGAGCGACUGUCAGGUCGCGGCAAUGCUCGCAUCGCAGACGCUCUGCUGCAGCUCACCUGUGUCUCCUGCAUCCGAGCAGUCAUGAACUCAUCCACAGGACUGGACUUUAUCCUGCACCACUCCGGUUACAUCAGGACCCUGACCCAGGCUCUGGAUACAUCCAACGUCAUGGUGAAGAUGCAGGUGUUUGAGCUGCUGGCUGCUCUCACCCUGUUUGAACCUCAGGGGCAUCACCUGGUCCUGGACGCUCUGGACCACUACAGGUCUCUGAAGAAGCAGCAGUAUCGCUUCAGUGUGAUCAUGAACGAGCUUCAUGGCACCAAUAACACCCCGUACACGGUGACACUGAUGAGCGUCGUUAACGUGCUCGUGUUGGGUCAAGACGACCUCAGGAGGCGGGACCAAGUGCGACGGGAGUUUAUAGGACUGCAGCUGCUGGAUCAACUUCCCAGACUGAGGGAAAUAGAGGACCAGGACCUGAACGUCCAGUGUGAUGCGUUCGAGGACUCUCUGACGCAGGAUGAGGACAAGAUGGAGCGACUGUACGGAGGCAUUGAUAUGAGCAGCCACCAGCAGGUCUUCAGCUUGCUCUUCACCAAGGUGUCCAGCAGACCGUCCUCGGUACAGCUGCUGUCCAUCCUUCAGGCGUUGCUGUUGGUGGACCCAGACGAAGCAGAGGUGUGGUCAGCUCUGGAGCGGCUGGCUGACCGGGCCUCCCUGCUGUCCCAGGACUCUGACUUAGAGUCUGCAGACUGUCUGCUGGAGAGGCUCCUCCCCCAAAAGUCCCUCUCAGCCAAUUGCAGGAUCCAAACCAUCGACAGGGCAAUACAGACUCAACUCCCGGGAAGUCCACUUUGGCAAUCUGAGCAACUUGUUGAAGAAGCCUCCUCAUGCCGAUCUGCCUCACCCACCCCUCCUCUCCAUCCUCGCCGAUUAUACUUACCUGGUACAAGAGCUCAUCCUACCUUAACUAGAGGGCCAUCUCCACCCCUCUUAUCUGGAAUGAUACCUCAACUCCAUCCACCUCCUCCACCCUUACCUGGAUUACCAGGUCCUCCCCCCUUAUCUGGAUUACCAGGUCCUCCCCCCUUACCUGGAUUAGCAGGUCCUCCUCCUCCUCCACCCUUACCUGGAUUACCAGGUCCUCCCCCCUUAUCUGGAUUACCAGGUCCUCCCUUACCUGGAUUAGCAGGUCCUCCUCCUCCUCCACCCUUACCUGGAUUACCAGGUCAUCCACCCUUACCUGGUCCUCCUCCACCUCCGAUUGGAGCUCAGGGUUUUGGCAGUAUGCAUUACAGCCCCGCCCCCUCCCCGACCCUCCGUAUGAAGAAGCUGAACUGGCAGAAGCUCCCGUCCAGAGCGCUGACGGCUCAGCAGUCCAUGUGGACUUCGGCAUCCUCAGAUUUGGUGGAACCUGAUUACUGCAGCAUCGAACAGCUCUUCAGUCUUCCUGCAACUGAGACUAAGACCAGAAUCAAAGCCAAGACCGAGACCAAAGAGAUUUCGUUCAUCGACGGCAAGAAGUGCCUCAACCUGAACAUCUUCCUGAAGCAGUUCAGAUGUUCCCAUGAUGACUUUGUGUCUCUGAUCCGGAGAGGAGACAGGUCCAGAUUUGAUGUGGAGUCCCUGAAACAGCUGAUCAAACUGCUGCCCGAAAAACACGAGGUCAGAGGUCAAA